Messenger RNA from Gadus macrocephalus (Pacific cod), 1882 nucleotides. RefSeq names its product methionine adenosyltransferase 1A (gene mat1a). NCBI's taxonomy places the organism in Eukaryota, Metazoa, Chordata, Actinopteri, Gadiformes, Gadidae. The coding region runs from base 385 to 1548 and encodes 387 amino acids. The transcript is spliced from 10 exons. Gene Ontology annotation, biological process: S-adenosylmethionine biosynthetic process. Gene Ontology annotation, molecular function: methionine adenosyltransferase activity; ATP binding. The record is from RefSeq and is a predicted model, not a curated record. Gene Ontology annotation, cellular component: cytosol.
UGUGUGUGUGUGUGUGUGUGUGUGUUUGUGUGUGUGGGUCUGUGUGUGCAUGGGGGCACGUGUGUGUAUGUGUUUUCUCCUGGCCAUAUAUAGGAUGAUGUGCACCAGGCUCUGCAUUGGUAGCAGCACUUGAGCUCUUCCCCUAUGCUGUUUGUAUCUCUAUCACCACUCUCCCUCUCUCUAGUUCUCCUCUCUCUCUCUCUCUCUCUCUCUCUCCCUCUCUCUCUCUCUCCGGCCCCCAUUCAAGAUUACCUGCAGGAAUACAAGGGAAGCUCUGGUCCUGCUCUGCUCCUUUCUACCGGACCUUCUUGCUGGGAGACUUUGAGUGUUUUUUUUUUUUUUAAAAAGCUGUGUGCUUUGAGAACCCGGUGAAGCUGAGACAACAUGAGUGAUCUUCUGGAAGAUGGGUCCUUCAUGUUCACGUCGGAGUCCGUAGGGGAAGGACAUCCAGAUAAAAUCUGUGACCAAAUCAGUGACGCUGUCCUGGACGCCCAUCUGAUGCAGGACCCUGAUGCAAAAGUAGCCUGUGAGACGGUGUGUAAGACCGGCAUGGUGUUGCUGUGUGGAGAGAUCACUUCCCGGGCCCAUGUGGACUACCAGAAGGUUGUCAGGGAGACCAUCCGGCACAUCGGCUACGACAACUCCGACAAGGGUUUCGACUACAAGACGUGCAAUGUGCUGGUGGCUCUGGAGCAGCAGAGCCCCGACAUCGCCCAGGGCGUCCACAUCGACAGACAGGAGGAGGACAUCGGCGCCGGAGACCAGGGCCUGAUGUUCGGCUACGCCACCGACGAGACGGAGGAGUGCAUGCCGCUCACCAUCGUCCUGGCCCACAAGCUCAACUCCAAGAUGGCUGAGCUCAGACGCGACGGCACCCUUCCCUGGCUGCGUCCCGACUCUAAAACACAGGUGACAGUGCACUACGAACAGCAGGGCGGCGCGGUCAUCCCCAUAAGGGUCCACACCGUGGUCAUCUCCGUCCAGCACGAUGACUACAUCUCCCUGGAGGAGCAGAAAGCCAUGCUCAAAGAGAAGGUGAUCAAAGCAGUGGUCCCUGCUAAGUAUCUGGAUGAGCAGACCAUCUACCACCUGCAGCCAAGCGGUCGCUUCGUGAUCGGAGGGCCUCAGGGCGAUGCCGGGGUGACGGGCAGGAAGAUCAUCGUGGACACGUACGGCGGGUGGGGCGCGCACGGCGGUGGAGCCUUCUCAGGGAAGGACUUCUCCAAGGUGGACCGCUCGGCGGCCUACGCCGCCCGCUGGGUGGCCAAGUCCCUGGUGAAGGCCAAGCUGUGCCGGAGAGUGCUGGUCCAGGUGUCCUAUGCCAUUGGCGUGGCCCACCCCCUCUCCAUCUCCCUGUUCACAUACGGCUCUUCCGAGAAGUCAGAGGGAGAACUGCUGCGCAUCGUCAACAAGAACUUUGACUUGCGGCCAGGUGUCAUUGUCAGGGAGCUUAACCUGAAGAGGCCCAUCUACCAGCAGACAGCCUCCUACGGCCACUUUGGCCGCCCAGAGUUCACAUGGGAGAUGCCGAAGGAGCUGAUCCAAUAAACAUCCCCAACACCUGCCUGGAACACAACCACAACCACACCUUCUUACGGACUACAGCCACAAAGGACUAAUCAUUUAGUCUUAGUGCCCCCCCACUUCCUACAAUCGAUAUGGUGUAUCUUCACGAGAAUACAUGCGGCCAAUGUUAGGGAUAUAGUUUUAGGUUUUAGAUUUUCGAGCUGAGGUUCGCUCCACCAAAACAAGACCACUUUAGCAAGAGAAAGGAGUGGGGGAGAUGUGUAUCUGAGGAGGAGGAUGAAGGCUAUCCAUUCAAAAGCGAGGUCUAAAUAUUGAGAGACAGCACCACAUAAGUUACACAGAGGAGUACACAAAA